This is a messenger RNA of Bipolaris zeicola 26-R-13, 1203 nucleotides long. RefSeq lists its product as uncharacterized. Bases 1 to 1203 code for a protein of 400 amino acids. The transcript is spliced from 4 exons. NCBI's taxonomy places the organism in Eukaryota, Fungi, Ascomycota, Dothideomycetes, Pleosporales, Pleosporaceae. The record is from RefSeq and is a predicted model, not a curated record.
AUGAUCUAUAGCCAAAUACCUUAUGGAACACUGUCGGUAAAAGAAGUUUCGGGAUCCACAUCUACUACGGUUUGUAAUGUCACAAUCGAUUAUGCCCAUCUCGGACAAAAUGAUCACAUCGUAGUAUGGCUUGGAUUGCCUGAUAAGUGGAAUGGUCGAUUCCAGGGCGUAGGGGGUGGCGGCUAUGCUACGGGUGAACCGUCACGUAUGGAACCCGCUAUCUCUAAGGGGUAUGCGACAGUGGCUACGGAUGGUGGACAUAAUCUCCAGAAUUUCGCUUCCGUUGCACUUCACAAUAUGACGGCCAUGGGCAAGAAGAUCACCGAAUAUUAUUAUGAUAAAUAUGUUGCCAAGUCGUACUGGUAUGGCUGCUCGACUGGUGGAAGACAGGGCCUUAUGAUGGCGCAGCGAUAUCCAGACGCCUAUGACGGUAUCCUGGCUGAAGCUCCAGCAAUCAACUGGGCACAGUUCGUUCCUGCAGAGUUCUGGCCUCAGCUCGCUACGAAACUACUUGGUUAUAUUCCAACACAAUGCGAGCUCACUGCUAUUGCCGAGGCGGCUGUCGAAGCUUGCGAUGAGCUAGAUGGAAUGAAAGAUGGUAUUGUGUCUCUGUGGGGACAGUGCGAAUUCAACGCUAUAUCAGCAGUUGGUAAACCAUACAAUUGUACUGGCAGCGUCUCUGGUACAGUUAGUAACAAUGCUGCCACACUCGUACAAAAGAUCUGGGAAGGUCCACACGACGCUGAUGGCAAAUUCCAAUGGUACGGAUUAUCUCCGGGGACACAUCUAGGCAGACCAUCAAAUACCACUGUUACCUCCUCUGGUACCCUUAGUGCCGGCCCACCCUUUGCGGAACGGUGGCAAGAUAUAACAUGGCAUGGAGUCGCUGACCCACUUACAUUUAUCAACGGUUCCGUCAAUUAUUAUGAGCGUGUUAGUGCCAUAGAUGCUAAUGUCACUGAUUUCUACCGCUUCUUUUCCACGCCAGGUGUAGGACACUGUAGUGGUGGUAAUGGCGCCGCUCCUUCACGGGCACUCGAUCAGUUAGUCGAUUGGGUAGAGAGCGGUAAUGCGCCUGCAACAUUGCAAGCGAACUCGACUGUUCAAGGGAAAAUGUGGGAUAGGGAUUUGUGUCUAUUCCCAUCCAUGUCAAUCUAUAAAGGCUGUGACCCAUCAGAUGCUUCUUCCUACACGUGUGAGUAG